Ectocarpus sp. CCAP 1310/34 is the source of this 1140-nucleotide messenger RNA. NCBI's taxonomy places the organism in Eukaryota, Phaeophyceae, Ectocarpales, Ectocarpaceae. The record is from the annotation of a GenBank genome assembly.
GUCCCCUUCUUGUGAAGCACCUCUUCACUCUUCACAGCUCUCCCUUGACCUGCCAACAGCAUCAUCUAGCAAAGAGUUGGACAGCACUGUUCCAAUGCGCAUUCUUCUUCCGGCCAGAUCCUACUACGAUGACGGGGACUGCUGCGAGUGCACCUGCGAGACAGAUAACGAGCACCUCUGCCAGUUCUUCGUCUGUCUCGACCCUGAGGCUGAGUGUGCGGAGGACGACGACACCAACACCGAUGAUGCAAUGUCGUACGAGUUUAUGCCUUGGGAGACGGAGGACUAAAUUGCUGCCUGUUCUUGGAUGACGUCGGCAAACAUCCCGGAACAACAGUAGCAAAAGUGAUUGUCUGAGGUGACGGGAUUUGAGCUGUUUUCAAGUCAUAUAUUUACAUGAACGGUUGUACGUGCCCUGGGCGCACGUGUGUCUUUGUUUCUUGAGAGCACGGAGUACCGGGGUGCUAGAUAUCGAGUAGGAAUCGUUUCGCGCACCGUGAGUCGUGUUUACUGUAGGGGCCUUGCUCGUUCUCUUAGUUUUUGUUGCAAAUCGAUGGCAGCCAGAACACAGAACUCCAACAAUUGGUUGGAAGACUAUGCGGAGUCGGAUCAAUGUUACGGCGUAGCGCUAAGGAAUUCUCCAUGUACAAUACACUCUCACCACGCCAAGCCAUUAUUAAAUAACGAAUAGUCCAUUCACGAAGUGGGGCUGUACGAUUCACUUUGAAUUCAUGGCACCACAGCCAUAUCUGCAUGUGUUUUUUGCUCGCGUGGGUGUCUGUGUACGGCGUUGGUGAGCCAGGCGACGGCGAGAACAUAGCAUGGGUUAUCCCAGCACAGAAGUAUGCAGUGGAAAUAGGAGGUGUGGCUUAUUUGCCUGUUCGUGCAGAAGUGGAGCAAACGGGUGUCACCGGCGUCGUGAUCGUGAGUCCCCUAAUGUGUUUUGUACAUCCAUGUGUGGAACGGAAUGCCGGUAUCCCGGCGAUGAUUAUACCCUUCUAGCGGGAUGCAAGGGAGAGAAACCUUCGCUUUCAUUUUUGGUGUUGUCUGGUCGGAUCAUUGCAUAAUAUUGUAGAUAUACUUUUGGUGGCAUCGCGUGCCGAGCGGGAACGACGGGCUCGAGCUAUUUAUUUACUAUUU